AUUUGAGAAAUGACAUAGCUCUGUUAAAAGUCGAUGGCAAAAUCCAAAUGAAAAGGAACGUUCGGGCAAUCAGAUUGAAGAAACAGCCUUUGGCGACUGGAUCAACUUGUGCACUGACAGGAUGGGGGAAACUUCACGCGAGUCUGAUGCAUUUGGUGGAGAAACGCGGAUCGUAGGGGAUCAAUAUGCUUCGCAGAACUUCGCGAUGUACCAACUCUCCAUACGUAGGCACCACAAUAAUAAAGAACGGCACUCGUGCGGCGGCUCUAUCAUACACGAGGAAUGGGUUUUAACAGGUGCCCACUGCACAUUUGGUAUUGACGCCGAAGCACUAUCCAUAGUGGUUGGGACAAUCCAACUGAGAUCUGGUGGCGACCGUUACAAAAUAAAGAGAAUUAUCAAUCACGAGAAAUACACAAGGAAAGCUUUGAGAAAUGACAUAGCUCUGAUUAAAAUUGAUGGCAAAAUCAAAAUGAAGAAAAACGUUGGGGCAAUCAAAUUGGGUAAACAGCCUGUGGCUGCAGGAUCAACUUGUGCUCUGACAGGAUGGGGUAAAAUUGACAAUCGUGGAGGUGUGCCGAACAAACUUCAAUUUCUGCUCUUCAAGAGUAUUAGCAAUGCAGACUGCACCAAGCAGUUAAAAGGUACCAACCUCCUACCCAUCGAUGACAAACAGCUCUGCGUGAGACCUCUAAAUAUGAGGGUUGCUUGUAAUGGCGACUCAGGAGCUCCUCUGGUCAGUUCUGAUGGAAAGAAAGGCCUUGUUCAAGUUGGAGUAAUGUCUUGGAGGACUGCGUGCGGUAGAAACUACCCAGAUGUUUUUGCAUCUGUCUCCGGUUAUUAUGACUGGAUUGCGAAAAAUAUGAAGGAUUAAAUUAUGUAUUUCGACAAAUCAUAAGUUGCUUACCUACAUAUAAAAGUCUAAAGUCUAUUUUAAAAUGUAAAGCAGUAUUCAGACUACAUAUAAUAAAUAGCAAUA
Messenger RNA from Pieris rapae (cabbage white), 979 nucleotides. RefSeq names its product chymotrypsin-2-like. Gene Ontology annotation, biological process: proteolysis. The transcript is spliced from 5 exons. Bases 122 to 874 code for a protein of 250 amino acids. The record is from RefSeq and is a predicted model, not a curated record. Gene Ontology annotation, molecular function: serine-type endopeptidase activity. NCBI's taxonomy places the organism in Eukaryota, Metazoa, Arthropoda, Insecta, Lepidoptera, Pieridae.